AUGACACCGGACCACGGCCAAGCGGCACCAUAUGAGAGCCGGAAUCAUGAAGCGGAUGGACGUCAAGCUGUAGACGUUACGCCUAACGAUCAGGCAGGCCAGGAAGAUCCGGCUUAUGCACACACUGAUGAGCCAACCUUGCAAGCCCAUCCAGCUCCGGAUGAUAGACCGACAGAGGGUCUUACCUUGCAUUCAAUCAUAUCCCAGCGAGACGACGGUGCCUCUUUGUCAAAUGUCAUUACGCGAGUCUCAACCGACCGUUACGGCAACACCUAUCCCGAAGGCGGCCUGCAGGCAUGGCUAGUUGUUCUAGGCAGCUGGAUGGGCUUGUUUGGGUCUCUGGGGCUGGUGAACACCAUUGGCACAUUCCAGACCUACGUCUCGACGCACCAACUGGCUGGUUAUAGUGACGGCACCGUUGGCUGGAUUUUUGGAGUCUAUGCCUGCCUGACUUUCUUCUGUGGUGUCCAGAUCGGUCCUGUUUUCGAUGCCAAGGGCCCUCGGUUUCUUGUUGUCGGCGGUUCGAUUCUUAUUAUCGUUUCCAUGGUCUGCCUGCCCUUUUGCACGCAAUACUGGCAUUUCAUGCUUGUUCUCGGUAUUGUCAUCGGUAUAGGCACGUCUAUGAUCUUUACACCUGCGAUUGCAGCAGUUGGUCACUAUUUUUACCAGCGACGAGGCGAGGCCACUGGUAUUGCAGCGACUGGUGGUUCGUUUGGAGGCGUCGCCUUCCCUCUAAUCCUUGAGGCUCUGUUCCCCAGAAUCGGCUUUGCAUGGGCGACUCGGGUUAUUGUGCUACUCUGCCUCUUGACCCUGGGCUGUGCUUGCAUCCUCAUUCGCUCCAGGCUUCCGUCCAAGCCAGCAUCAAGACAAAACAUCUUGCCUGAUGUCAGGAUCUUUAGAGAUCCGAUUUUUGCUUUGACUACCGCCGGUGUUUUUCUCAUUGAAUGGGGUCUCUUUGUGCCGAUUACCUACAUAUCCUCUUAUGCAUUGGUUCAGGGCUUUCCAACCUCGUUUUCGUAUCAGAUCCUUGCCAUUCUCAACGUCGGCUCUAUCUUUGGAAGAUGGCUGCCAGGGUACUUUGCCGAUUUCCUCGGCCGGUUCAAUACCAUGAUCUUGACUAUCCUGGGCUGCCUUUUGAGCUGUGCUUGCUUCUGGCUCCCCGCUGAGAACAGCAAGGCCAUGUUGAUCGUCUACGCUUUGACUUUUGGAUUCUUCAGUGGUAGCAAUAUCAGUCUGACUCCAGUGUGCGUGGGUCAGCUAUGUAAGACGGAAAACUACGGCCGAUACUACGCCACGGCAUACACUGUAGUAAGUUUUGGGACACUGACCGGGAUCCCAAUCGCCGGAGAAAUAUUAUCGAGAUGUGGCGGCCAGUAUUGGGGGUUGAUUACCUUUGUGGUGGCCUGUUACUUUGGCGGUCUCCUGGCUUUUACUGUUGCGAAGCUGGUCAAAGUCGGCUGGAAUCGCCCGUGGGUUGUUUUUUGA
Molecule: messenger RNA, 1485 nt
Organism: Talaromyces rugulosus
Lineage: Eukaryota; Fungi; Ascomycota; Eurotiomycetes; Eurotiales; Trichocomaceae
Exons: 2
Coding region: 1-1485 (494 amino acids)
Biological process (GO): transmembrane transport
Cellular component (GO): fungal-type vacuole membrane
Molecular function (GO): transmembrane transporter activity
Source: RefSeq, a predicted model, not a curated record